AUGCUAGAUAACGGUCAUUCUGUCUACGUUAAAACAGUUUUUCGAACCCUGCGGUACUUGGAAGCGGCCGAUAUACGGCGGGAGAAACCCGGCCUACGCAAGAAGCUUGCCCAUGUGGGCUGUUCCUCGUUGACCAACAGAGAUAAGCGCUUCCGCGAGAAACGUGACAAAACUCCUGGACCUGAUGCCUAUACAAUUAAGUCAAAGUGGCCUGGUUAUGAGAAGGAUCCCUGUGGACUUAUGCUGGGAAAAUUAAUGAACAUGUUUAUAUGUAAGGAGCCGUCCCCGAUUCCCUGUGAACGCAAACACGAGCCACCCAGCAUCCCAAUACCGAAAUAUGCUUUCGGUUACGAGGAGGGGCCCCACGGUGACCUUGUCCGCCAGCCCGGCCCAGAUCGAGAUCAAACAAUCGGCAAACGAAGCGAUUUUGGCGCUGCAAACAAGAACCCAGGUCCCGGGACUUACCUCGAUGAAAACAAUGACCCAUGGGUAAUAAUGCGUAGAAAAGCCCUCGACCGAAAUAACAUUAACUCUACCCGCGUUCUAUUCGUUCCACGUUAUGCCGAUCAAGUGGCGCUGAGGAAUGAGCGUGACAAUUUUCCGGGCCCAGGCUACUAUGAUCUUACAAAGUCGGAGGAUGAAGGUGAGGCUGACAACGACAACCACCCUCCGUUUAACAUAUCCGCUGAUGUGAGUGCCUGUGGAUUUGCAGAUAUUUUAUAA
Messenger RNA from Dibothriocephalus latus, 723 nucleotides. NCBI's taxonomy places the organism in Eukaryota, Metazoa, Platyhelminthes, Cestoda, Diphyllobothriidea, Diphyllobothriidae. The record is from the annotation of a GenBank genome assembly.